GAGCCGGUGCUGAAGCGAAGUUCGUAACUUUUUCUCGAUGAGCGAAAACAAAACGAGUUUAGUUUUUGAUCAGGUCGCGUGUAUGUGUUCUUACGGCAGGAGAAUUGUUAACAUUUCGUAUUUGUUGUGAUUCACUGGAGGUAUCAUUUCGACGAGUGAGGGACUUCUUUCAACUUGUGGAAACUGUUUCAAAACUGCAAUGAAAUGCGGAACAUGCUAAUCAACCGGUAACUCCCAUGAUGCCCAAUGGGUCAGUCGGUGGUCGAAACUCAAGAUGACCACCCUCUCGAGGGAAUGAAUGGCAGAGCCCAUAGGGUGGUGUCCAGCAAUCAUAGCAGCGAGCCCGUUCCGUUAGGGUUCCACUAUUUGAGAAGAUUGUGCAGAGAGAGGGGAAUCUUGUUCGAAGAUCCCGAGUUUAAUGUAUUUUCGGCGAAGAUUCCAACAACAAAGCACCGAUCCCAAUCAUCCAUAACAUGGAUGAGACCUUACGAGCUAUGCGCUCGUCCAAAGUUUAUUUCCGAAAGCACGUCUCGCUUCGAUAUCGAACAAGGAGAAUUAGGAGACUACAGCCUCGUCGCCGCCGUUUCCUGCUUAACAAUGACCCCGCGCUUCCUGGAGCGAGUCGUACCACCAGACCAAAGCUUCCAACAGGCUUAUUGUGGCAUCUUCAGAUUUCGGUUCUGGAAAUUCGGAGACUGGGUGGAAAUCGUGGUGGAUGACAGACUGCCGACUGCCAAAGGAAGACCCCUGUUUCUCAGAUCAACUGACCCCACUGAGUUUUGGCCCGCACUACUUGAGAAAGCUUAUGCCAAAUUCUAUUGUGGUUAUGCGAAUCUCUUGGGAGGGCGAACAUCACAAACGCUGCAAGACAUGACAGGUGGUGUUGGGCAGAAUUUUCGAAUUUCGGAGCACGAUCCACAUGUCAUGUUCCAGACGGUCAACAGUUCCAUCUCCAGGUCCACUUUAUUAGCUGCCAGCAUUCGAACAGAGCAGCGCUCGCCGGUGCGGCUAAGGAAUGGAUUAGUUACGCAACACGCUUACAGUGUGACUGGCCUGGCCAGGAUUGCCGUUGGCUCUCAAGUCGCCUAUUGUUACAAUGCGUCGCAUUUGCAGGUUCGAACCCGGACUGGAGAAGUUCCACUGAUUCGACUUCGCAAUCCUUGGGGAAAGGGUGAAUGGAAUGGACCGUGGAGUGAUCGUUCGUGGGAAUGGGACAGUUUGCCGGAAAGAGACCAAGAAUUGUUGAGCGUCAGAAUUAGAAAUGAUGGAGAAUUCUGGAUGUCAUUCGAGGACUUCCUUCGCCACUUCACAUUCCUGGAUCUUCUCCACGUGGGACCGGACGACUGGAUGCUGGAACCGGCCCUCCACAGCAAGAGGCCUUGGAGGGCAGUCCUGGCUCGCCGCCGGUGGCGAGUUGGUUUCAACGCCGGAGGUGGGCCCCAGUGCAAAGAAACAACAGCAAUGAAUCCACAGUUUCGAGUUCACAUAGCUAAAAAUGGUGCCAAAAAAUGUCACGUGGUCGUAUCCAUUUUGCAGCACUAUACCUUAGGACCCCAAAAUGCAGAACAAACUAAAAGAUCUCCAUUGCUUCCCUUAGGAUUCACCGUCUACGAGGUUCCUCCAAAUGUCUCGCGUAUCAACACGAAUUUUGUCAUGACGCACCAGGCACUCGAUGUAGUCCUUCACUCGCCGAUCAGGGAGGCCGUCAUUUUCUUCACCCUGCCUCCCGGUGACUUCGUCAUCAUGCCGUUCACCGUUCAGCCAAAUUGCGAAACCAAGUUUUUACUCAGAAUAUUCACGGACGAAGUCAGCAACAUUUGGGAAGUGAAUGAUGAAAACGUCAUCUGUCGGGAGCUCACGUUCACCUGCAAUACAGAUGUGAUGACUCUCCAAAAUGAUUUCCCUAUAUUGAAUAAGAUGAUGCAUAAGAUACCAACCGAAAUUGAUGCUCUCAUGCUCCAAAAAAUUCUGCGAACAAGUUGGCGCUCUCUGAAUCUUUUGUGCGAGAAACCUAGCCUUGAGCUGUGUCGAAAUCUCAUUAUGCUAAGAGAUCCCAUGAUUACUGGCAAAAUUAACAGAAAUGAACUACCUGGAUUGAUAUACACUCUUCAAUACUGGCGGACGGCAUUUGCAAAACAGGACUCAAGUAAUCGUGGCAAAACGAGUAGCUUCAAUUUUAGAAAUCUUCUUUGGGACGCAGGUGUCACUGUCAGCAAUAAGGUUCUGGAGUGCGCCGUUCUUCGCUUUACAAAAAACAGUGUGCUGACUUCAGAAGCGUAUCUACUGGCUCUAGUCAAACUAUAUUUGGCUCAUGAAAGAUUUACUACUGUUGAAAAGAAAAUGAAAGAAAAUGGAAUGACACUUGAAGAAAUGAUUCUCCUCACUAUUUAUUCAUAAGAUGACGCGUUCCCUGAUUUGAAAAAUCUAGAGACAUAUCCCAACAGGACGGUGACGAUGUUUUCUUGUCUCUUACGAAACAAAGAGAUAUGAAAAUCCUCGGAAAAAAAGAAAAUGGUUUGGGGAAGUAGUACUUGAUUUUCUAAGAGAAAAUCGCAAGUACAACACCAUUUGUUUUGUCAGAAGAGUGUUUUAUUUACACGUGAACUGUAUUUUUAUGUUUUUCUACUUCUAGUCAAUGUGAUUGUUUCGUAUAAUAAUGGAAAAUGUAAUUUAAAGUGUAUGAGAGUUAGAUAUUUACGUAUAAAGAGAAAUUAGAGCAAUAAGGGAGAUGAUAAAUUAACAUUACUUAAUGAGUAUUGUUGCUACAUACAUUUUCUUUUAAUCUAGUUAAAUAUUUUUCAUCUCAAAUUCUGUAUGUGAUUUUUAUGGUAGAUUCCAAAUUUUUUAAAAAGAAGCCCGUGCUGCUU
Molecule: messenger RNA, 2867 nt
Organism: Argiope bruennichi
Lineage: Eukaryota; Metazoa; Arthropoda; Arachnida; Araneae; Araneidae
Product: calpain-9-like
Exons: 20
Coding region: 247-2397 (716 amino acids)
Biological process (GO): proteolysis
Cellular component (GO): cytoplasm
Molecular function (GO): calcium-dependent cysteine-type endopeptidase activity
Source: RefSeq, a predicted model, not a curated record